Zea mays is the source of this 594-nucleotide messenger RNA. RefSeq lists its product as uncharacterized. The transcript is spliced from 2 exons. NCBI's taxonomy places the organism in Eukaryota, Viridiplantae, Streptophyta, Magnoliopsida, Poales, Poaceae. The record is from RefSeq and is a predicted model, not a curated record. The coding region runs from base 190 to 570 and encodes 126 amino acids.
CCCCGAGCUUCCCUGGACUCGCCUCGAUCCCUCAUUCCUCUACUGCAGCACACUAACGCCAUGGAUGGACGACUGAAGCUCCCUGCUACCUCUAAAUCCCUGUCCUCAGUAGCCGAUUGCUUAAAUUGAGUUUGCCAUCACCUCCCCCUCGCCACGUCGAUCCGUUCGAACCCUUUCCCGAGCGCAGCCAUGAGCGGCGAUGCCCGCGCCAUUGCAGCAGUAGGCUGCCACCGCGGGCUCGCGUGGCCAGGCCACCUGGGGCUGCCGCCGGCCGAGCCAACUCCUUGGCUGUGCGCGCCCUCCACUAGGGACGGCUCGGCUGGCCCCGCCGCGCUCGGCCGACACCGGCGAGCCCCGACCAGGAAAGGCCGAUCCCCUUCCCUGUACGUUCCAAGGAAGAAGACGACGGACCAAUCUGCAAAUUCCAUAACAGCAGGGGGACCGAGAGAUGAUGAUCGUGCAAGUGAUGUGGUGACAACCACAAGAUGCAGUCGGUGGACGACCCAAGGAAGGAUGGACUUGACCAGUGGAUGCUCGCCAAGCGAGUGCCACCCAGCAAACACUACCUAAGUGUUAAAUUAAAGGCAAGCCCCG